Molecule: messenger RNA, 1989 nt
Organism: Tripterygium wilfordii
Lineage: Eukaryota; Viridiplantae; Streptophyta; Magnoliopsida; Celastrales; Celastraceae
Product: nuclear/nucleolar GTPase 2-like
Exons: 11
Coding region: 70-1725 (551 amino acids)
Cellular component (GO): nucleolus
Molecular function (GO): GTP binding
Source: RefSeq, a predicted model, not a curated record
CUCUACCGUUUUCGUGCGCCUUUGAAACAUAUCUGCAAAACCAGCAAAGCAAUCACAGUGAAGUAGAAGAUGGCGAAGAAGAAAGAUAAGAGGGUGAACGUGUCGGGCAAAACGAAGCAUUCCCUUGACGCCAACCGCAAGGAUGGGAGCAGCGUCAAUUCCCGUAGCGCCGCCACCGUGCGCCGCCUCAAGAUGUACAAUACAAAGCCUAAGCGUGACAGCAAGGGCAAGGUCCUCAAAAACGAUUUCCAGUCCCAUGACCUCCCCAACACGCGUAUCCUGCCAGAUCGCGGAUGGUUCGAGAAUACACAGGUUUUGAAUCAGAAAGAGCUUGAAGUUUUCCGUGAAGAGCUCCAAAGCCGGAUGUCAAAUAACUAUAAUGUUAUUUUGAAGGAAAGAAAACUGCCUUUGUCCCUCUUAAAUGAUCACCAGAAGCAAGUCCGAGUUCAUCUUCUUGAUAGAGAGCCUUUUGAGGAUGCAUUUGGAUCUAAGACAAAGAGAAAGCGCCCAAAGCUAUUGGCAGCUGACUAUGAAUAUUUAGUUAAAAAGGCCAGUACUUCUCAAGAUGCUUUCGAACAGAAGAAUGAUGCUAAUGCAUCUGUUGGGACAAGUGUGGGUGAUGGAUUUAGGGACCCUAUCCGGCAUACAAUGUUUGAGAAGGGCCAGAGUAAACGUUUAUGGGGAGAACUCUACAGGGUGAUAGACUCGUCAGAUGUUGUUGUCCAGGUUCUGGAUGCUAGAGAUCCACAAGGCACAAGAUGUUAUCACUUAGAGAAGCAUCUGAAAGAGCAUUGCAAGCAGAAGCACAUGAUUCUUCUGUUAAACAAGUGUGAUCUCAUUCCUGCUUGGGCUACAAAAGGAUGGCUUAGAGUAUUAUCCAGAAAAUAUCCAACUUUGGCUUUCCAUGCAAGCAUCAACAAGUCAUUUGGCAAGGGUUCUCUUUUAUCAGUGUUGAGACAAUUUGCCCGUUUGAAAAGUGACAAGCAAGCAAUAUCUGUGGGAUUUGUGGGCUAUCCAAAUGUUGGAAAGUCAUCAGUCAUCAACACAUUGCGUACAAAGAAUGUUUGCAAGGUUGCACCUAUACCAGGGGAAACGAAGGUGUGGCAAUAUAUAACACUCACCAAAAGGAUAUUCUUGAUUGAUUGUCCUGGGGUUGUCUACCAGAACACCGACACAGAAACAGAUAUUGUACUGAAGGGCGUGGUACGUGUGACAAAUUUAGAGGAUGCUGCGGAGCAUAUAGGAGAGGUAUUGAAACGUGUUAAAAAGGAGCACCUAGAGAGAGCAUAUAAGAUAAAGGAUUGGGAGGAUGACAAUGACUUCCUAACACAAUUGUGCAAGUUAACAGGCAAGCUUUUGAAGGGUGGUGAGCCCGAUUUAGUGACCGCAGCAAAGAUGGUUCUUCAUGACUGGCAGAGGGGUAGGAUACCCUUCUUUGUACCUCCUCCACAACAAGAAGAGGAUUCAUCAGAGGAACCCAGUGUGAGUGGAAUAAAUACAGAGGCUGUUGGGGAUGGUAAUCAGGCGGCUGCGGCUUUUACAGCCAUUGCAAAUGUCAUUUCAUCACAGCAGCAAAGUAGUGUACCAGUUCGAAAGGAUCUUUUUGAUGAUAAUGAUCUAAAGGAGGAGGAGACAGCUGACCAGUCUUCAUCUUCUGAUGAUGAAGAUGAAGACGAAAAUGACCAGAUUUCCUCUACUGAUAAUGAGAAAGAUGACCAGCUUUAAUCUACUGAUGAUGUGAAAGAUGAUCAGGUUCCAGUAACUGAGGACGAUUAAGAAAACCAAUUGCUAGUAACCGAGUCAUAAAUUUUGAUACACACACUUUGCUGUAACUUGCCCUGUUUUCUCUUCUUGUCCUUCUUGUUUUUGAUGUUCUAAGUUGUAAAACCAUUAUUGACAAUUUUGGAUCAAUCAAGGGAAAGACGCCAGCAUACAUUGAUUGGGACCUCUGCAGGUGAAUUGUGACAGAAAGUAGGCUGCAGUCUUAAA